CAGAUGCGAGCGAGCGCAGCGACCGGGCGCUGAGGACCUGCCGCUCGCCGCCCACGUCCCGCCGCCUCGUCCCGCGUGCUCUCCGCCCCGCUCCCCUCCGCCGGGCGCCAUGCAUCCCGCGCGCCCCGCGCUCUGGGCGGCCGCGCUCACCGCCCUCACCCUGCUCCGCGGGCCGCCGGUGGCGCGGGCCGGCGCGGGCGCGGUGGGCGCGGGCCCCGUGGUGCGCUGCGAACCGUGCGACGCGCGCGCGCUGGCCCAGUGCGCGCCCCCGCCCACCGCGCCCGCGUGCACGGAGCUGGUGCGAGAGCCCGGGUGCGGCUGCUGCCUGACUUGCGCGCUGCGAGAAGGCGACGCGUGCGGCGUCUACACUGAGCGCUGCGGCUCCGGCCUCCGCUGCCAGCCGCGGCCCGCCGAGCAGUACCCGCUGAAGGCGCUGCUCAACGGCCGCGGGCUCUGCGUCAACGCCAGCGCCGCCGGCAGCCUGAGCGCCUACCUGCCCUCCCCGCCCGCUCCGGGAAACACCAGUGAGUCCGAGGAGGACCACAAUGCUGGGAGUGUGGAAAGCCAGGCUGUCCCCAGCACACACCGAGUGACUGAUUCCAAGUUCCAUCCACUCCAUACAAAGAUGGAUGUCAUCAAGAAAGGCCAUGCUAAGGACAGCCAGCGCUACAAAGUAGAUUAUGAGUCACAGAGCACAGACACCCAGAACUUCUCCUCUGAGUCUAAGCGGGAGACAGAAUACGGUCCCUGCCGCAGAGAAAUGGAGGACACACUGAAUCAUCUGAAGUUCCUCAAUGUGCUGAGUCCCAGAGGUGUCCACAUCCCAAACUGUGACAAGAAGGGCUUCUAUAAGAAGAAGCAGUGCCGCCCUUCCAAAGGCAGAAAGCGGGGCUUCUGCUGGUGUGUGGACAAAUACGGACAGCCCUUGCCGGGCUAUGACACCAAGGGCAAAGAUGACGUGCACUGCCUCAGUGUGCAGAGCCAGUAGAUGCCGCUGUGCCACGCCACGUAAGCCAAAGUUAACGUGGAGCUCAAAUACGCCUUAUUUUGCACAAAAGACUGCAACAACGUGAUCAGCAGCUGGCUACAGCCUUGAUUUAUAUUUCUUUCUCUCUCUUUUUGUGGUGAACUGAUUAAAAACAAAAACAAAAGAAAACACAGAAAACCAAAGUUUAGACAGAUUUUUUUGAAAUGCCUCUGGUCGUUUAAGUAGUAAACUUGAUCAUCUUUCUACUUCCCUAUAGUCAACAAAAAGCGGUUUGAAUUUUCCUGUUGCUUCCUAUGAAAACACUCACCUACUCCGGGCCGUGGAUGCUAUCUGCCCCCUCCCGUAACCACCCAGUAUGAGCUUCAAUGCUGCUGGCCAUCUGCCUUCUUGAUUUCAGAGGUUCUGUUGCUGAUAGAGAAAAACCCUCUUUCCAUUCCCUGUAAAUAAGUGCAGGCACUAUGGAGGAUGGGGAAACCCCUAACCAAGUCACCCGGACUUCUGGACAUGUACUCCUGAGGCUCACGGUCCUUACGGUGCCGUCUCUGAAUCGAGGGCCUGGCCCGCUAUCUGCAUGUGACCUGAUCUCCUUGGGAACUAUGGGAGAGAAUAGGUGAAGCCUCUCUUAUUGAAAAUGACCACGAAUGUUCUAGGGCACUCUGGGAGCCCAUAAAGACAAAGACAAGGACCUUCCUUUGUCAGGCAGCUUCCUGAAUGACUUGGCCUAGCAGAAGGCCCCAGGUGGGAGGAACAGUGAGUGUCAGCCUCCAAGUUCAGAGAUGUCAUAAAUAAUGGUACAGUUAGCUCUUCAGAUGACUCAAAAAAAAAAAUCACAACAGUGUUUUCUGGUCCAAUUUCUCAAAAUAAAGUUUAUUGUGGGGCAGUGCUGAUGGGGGGGGAUUUUCAAAAGAAAGGUUUGUUUUCCUCUUCCUAUCUAAACAGGAAAGAGAGCUGGCUUGUUGGAAAACUUGGCAAGAAUACAUAGAGAAUCACCUGUUUGUUAAUCUUGGGGUCCUUCUCAACUUUCUUUAUAAUUCACGCAUAUAUGCAGACAAAGUAUGUUCUUAAUUGUUAACAUUGUAUACGACAUAGCCCAAAUAUAAUAGAAUCUGUACUAGAUAAUCCUAGAUAAAAUGUUAGAGAAGCUAGGGAAAGUAACCACAGGCACGCCCAAGGAAAGGAGCCCGUGUCUGGAGGCUGGGCUGCUCUCCCCAAGGCCAAGGCCAAGGAGGUCUGGCAACACAGGGUGCAAGGAGACUGUACUGCAUCCCACAGGGUGGACAUGAACUGUACAGAGCUUUUCUUGAGAGCACAAAGGAAUCUCAAGACAUUCUGCCUGCCUAUCAGCUUUUCUUUAUUUUUUUAAUUAAGUUUUGGGGGAAAAUGUAUUUUUGAAAAGUUUGUCUUGCAAUGUAUUUAUAAAUAGUAAAUAAAGUUUUUAUCAUUUAAAAGAAAAAAAA
Meriones unguiculatus (Mongolian gerbil) is the source of this 2445-nucleotide messenger RNA. It is a transcript of the gene Igfbp3, whose product is annotated as insulin like growth factor binding protein 3. Gene Ontology annotation, biological process: regulation of insulin-like growth factor receptor signaling pathway. The record is from RefSeq and is a predicted model, not a curated record. The transcript is spliced from 5 exons. Gene Ontology annotation, molecular function: insulin-like growth factor I binding; fibronectin binding; insulin-like growth factor II binding. NCBI's taxonomy places the organism in Eukaryota, Metazoa, Chordata, Mammalia, Rodentia, Muridae. Gene Ontology annotation, cellular component: extracellular region. Bases 110 to 988 code for a protein of 292 amino acids.